This is a messenger RNA of Phytomonas sp. Hart1, 789 nucleotides long. The record is from the annotation of a GenBank genome assembly. NCBI's taxonomy places the organism in Eukaryota, Euglenozoa, Kinetoplastea, Trypanosomatida, Trypanosomatidae.
AUGCUCCGACGGACCCCCGUGUUUGCAGCUGCGGAGUUCAAGCAAAAAUCACGAUGGAUGCAUGUUUGGCCUAAUAUGCACUAUGGGGCGAUGUAUUUGAACUACAGCGUCGGCCGGCAACUGCCGAUGCGGAGUGUGAACUGGGUCACGCGGGAAUCGAACCGGCUGACGAACUUCGCUCAGCGCUACGCCGCGGUCCUGAAAGACCUCGACGUCCCCAAAAACGAGGAGGCGCUUCACAUCCCGCUGGAGGAUAUCCGCUGGAACGACCACCGCCGGAUUUACUGGCGCUGUUCGUUUUGUGGGUCUUCGUAUCGCAAAAAUGUCUCGGUGCGCACCAAAUUUCACGCUGGGUGCAGCCGAUGUAAGGGAAAAAACCCAUCCGAGGUGCUCCAGGAGCAGGCCCUGGGGGGUACCCUCGGGGAUACGCAUCCCGACCUCGCCGCGCAGCUCGUCGAGGAUGGAAAGUCGGAUCACAUCGCGAGCCUGCGCGAGACCAGCAAAUUUCAGGCCGAUUGGAUUUGUCAAAACUGCGGGGAGACCUACCGCGCGACGAUUCGAAGCCGCACGGGGAAGAUCGAGCCCGGGCAAUGCCCUUUGCACCCAUCGAUCCGGGAGUGGUCCGCCUACUGCCCGGCGUGCACCUGGGAGCGGAAUAUGGAACCUCUUGGGAAGUUGAUUCUCCGCGAGGGGCAAUACUUAGGGCUUGGUGAAAUUUUCCCCGAUGCUUCUUUAACGGAGACGGCUAAGCCAGAGACAAUUCCGAGGCGAAGAAAACUUUUGGCAUAG